This is a messenger RNA of Nicotiana attenuata, 2341 nucleotides long. RefSeq lists its product as uncharacterized. The transcript has 5 exons. The coding region runs from base 321 to 2108 and encodes 595 amino acids. Lineage: Eukaryota; Viridiplantae; Streptophyta; Magnoliopsida; Solanales; Solanaceae. The record is from RefSeq and is a predicted model, not a curated record.
AUCUGCGCCCAUUCCUGAUUCCCCUCUCUCCCUCCCUCUCUCUCUUCUUAUUUCUGCAACUUUCUGUCAGCUAAAGACCACAUCCCCGUUUGACACGUGUCCUUUAGCUCUCCCUCCAAUGUCACCGUUUUGAGAUUCCCCCUCUAAACUCACUCUUCCCUAUACCCCCUCCACUUCUCUCAAAUCUUGCAGCUGCUAUUCCAUUUGUUUCUUUCCCUUUUACCCCUUCUCUUCUUACACUGCCAUGUUUGUUACUCUUUCUUUGUUCUUUUUGCUUCAGUUUCUGAACUUUGUUCCUCUUCUUCCUCAUUGUAAUAUUAAUGGCGUCUCUAACGCCUGGUAUUUUGCUUAAACUCUUGCAACAUCUCGAUGAUAAACAAACCAAAGUUGCUGGUGAGCACCGCUCUGCUCUUCUUCAGGUAAUCAGUAUAGUUCCAUCACUUGGUGAUGAUCCAUGGAAAAGCAGGGGAUUUUAUCUAAGGGUAUCAGAUUCUCAGCAUUCAGCGUACGUUUCUGUAUCAGAAGAAGAUGUUGAUUUGAUACUGAGUGACAAGAUCCAGCUCGGUCAGUUCAUUCACGUGAACCGGCUUGACUCCGGUUCCCCUGUUCCGGUUCUUCGUGGCGUGAAGCCGGUUCCCAAGAGGCGUCCAUGUGUUGGCGAUCCUAAAGAUUUGAUCUCCAGUGAUUUUUUGACUGCCCGCAACCGACCCGACCCGAAAAGGGGGAAGAAAAAUGCUGAAGUGAAACGGGUCGAGGUUAAAACCAAGGUGAACAGAGUGGUUGUGAGUGAGGAUAGGGAUAUAAAAUCAAGAAGGCAGUCCGUUGGAAAUGGGAAAGUGGAAGGGUUAGAGAUGAGGAGAUUGAGUUUGGAUUCAGUGAGAAAAGGAUGGGAUCGGAGCCCCGGUGAGAAAAAUGGUGCUGGAGCUACACCUAGGUCCAAAUCCAAAAGCGGGUUCUCGGGUUCGGAUUCUCUUCCUUCUGUGAAAAAGCCUUCUUUUGACAAAGUUUCAACACCAAGACAUUCAACUGCAAGUAUUUCACCACUUACAAACAAGAAUAUUAUUGUCUCGCCAAGAUCAGUUACCAAGCCCACUAGAAAAGAUCUAGACCUUUUACAAGAUGAGACUCUUCCAUGCAAUCUGACUAAGGUGGCACUCAGUUUUAAGAAUUGGUCCGACUCUAGGAUUUCAUGGAGUUCACUUCCAUCAACGGUUCGUGAUCUUGGCAAGGAAGUUACGAGUUAUAGGAAUGUCGUGUUUCUGUCUGCUAUGCAUGCACUAGAAGAAUCUGCUGCUGCUGAAGGUGUAAUCCAGUGCAUGAGUAUGUUUGCAGAACUGUGUGAAUCAUCGAAGAAAGUACCUGCUGGACAACUGGUGGAGCAAUAUUUGAACCUUCAUGAAAACAUGCAGAAAGCAGCGGCUGUUGUAAAAUCAUUGGUGACGAGAAGAACUCCUGAAGCAAAAGGCAGUGACAAGUUCUGUCUGCCGAAUCCCUUUCCAGAAAUUUGCCAUAAUUUUACAAAUAAGAAUGCAGCCUCUUGGAUUCAAGCUGCAAUUGAUUCCGAGCUUUCCAGUUUCUGUUUGUUCAUAAAGGAAGGCAAGAAGGGGAAUUUAGAUAAUGAGAAGUCUCAUUAUAUUAUAUUAGAAAACAAUCCAAAGAAUAGUGAAGCAGAGAACCAGUCACCUAAAAACAAGCAAAGCCCUAAAACCAAUGGGCCAUCUGGUCAUGAUUCUAGUGGAAGAAGAUCAGUAUCUCAUUCGAAGCAGCAUUUACCAGCUAUAAGAAGGACGAAAACUGAAAGAGAACAAUGGUCCAAAGGGAGUGGGCUGAAGGAGUCUGCAAUUUUAUCUGAAAAGUUGCUUGCUUCGUCUCGUGCUUGGUUCUUGAACUUUUUAGAAGAUUCUUUGAACAAGGGAUUUGGGCUGAAUACCGUGGAAGGGAAUUCUGAAAUUCCAGGUCUUCUUGGUCAGCUGAAAAGGGUCAAUCAGUGGUUGGACGACAUGGUUAAGUUAGGAAGCCGAGUAGAUGAGAGAGUAGAGGGAUUAAGAAAGAAGUUAUAUAGGUUUUUGCUUGAUCAUAUUGACUCCUCCAUUCUUGGAGGUAAGUAAUCAGCGAUGGUCUUAACUACUGAUGCCAUCAGAUUUAGAUAUUUCCUGGAAACAUGAAUAUGGUCAUUAACACAAUACCUAGUUGAUGGUCUCAUCUUUCUGACUGCUGUAGCAUUAACUUAGCAGAGGCUCUAAGAAAUUAAGAGAGUAGAUGUAGCUAGUGAUUCAGUAUCCAAUUGUAUAGAAGUUAGCUUCAUUGCUUCUUUGAAUUGGGAAACUCAACUUAAAUCGAA